GCGGUGGUGGCGGCGGCGGCGGCGUUGGGCGAUGCGGAACGGAGGCCCGGUGGCGGCAUGUUGAGGACGGAGGCGAGCGCCGCCGGUGGGGGGUCCCCCUCCGGUGGGGCGACGGGGGGCGGCGGCGGAGGGGGGUUCCGGAGUGCGUCCCCCCACCGGAAUGCCUACGAAGCCACCAUCCAGGCCCUGGCACCCACAAAGGAAGCCGACAGCGAAGACGGCAAGAAAAGCCGGGGUAAGAAGUAUGGCUCCAACGUUCACCGGAUCAAGAACAUGUUCCUGCAGAUGGGGACGGCGCCCGGCCCCGAGGGCGCCUGCGACCUGGCCAAGGCCAAGGAGAAGCCCGUCCGUCUCUCCUUGCCCCGGGCUGGUAGCCUCAGUGAGAGCAUGGACCAGGGCAACCUCCUCAAGCUGGGCACCAGUGUCUCGGAGAGGGUCAGUCGCUUCGACUCCAAACCCGACAAACCCUUCUCCAAGCUGCAGGAGACCCGUAAGAUCUUCGAGAGGAGCCCACAGGAGAAGGCUACCACCACCAAGCUCUUGCUACGUAAGGAACGAGCCGGUUUCCAGGACCGUAAGCUGGACGUGGUGGUGAGGUUCAACGGCAGCACCGAGUCCUUGGACAAGCUGGACACGGAGGCCGUCUCGCCCACCGUCAGCCAGCUCAGCGCCGUCUUUGAGAAGGCCGACCUCCGUAACAACCUCCACAAGGCGCCAGGGCGAGUGGGAGGACCACUCAACGCCAAGGUGGUGGGCAAGCGACCUCGAGUCUUCUUGCCAAGCCCCGAGGCCGGACGGUUGGGUGAUGGCCAUGCUGCCCCAGCACGAGCCAAGCCACCAGAGGAGGAGAAGACAGCGGGGAAGACCAGCCGGCCAGUGGAGAAGGAGACAGCCACCCCACGGGUGCAGGAGGUCUGCAAGAUCAAGCCAGUGGAGGUGGAGGAGAGCGGUGAGGCCGAAGAGGAGGAGGAGGAGGAAGCGACGGCAAGAGCGAGUGAACCAGUGGCUGCACCCCAACCAGCCAAGGGGGCUGAGAGUCCGGCGUCCACCGCCCCCCGGCUGGACGGGGGCUCGGCAGUGGCCAUGGGCGAGGAGGACAUCAAGGGCGAGCGGGCGGAGGAGGGCGAUGCCUACGAGGAGGCCAAGAAGGAGGACUUCUCCGAGGCAGACCUGGUGGACAUAAGUGCCUACAGUGGGCUCGGGGAGGACUCGGGGGGCAGCGGGCUGGAGGAGGAGGAGGAGGCCGAAGGGCUGUACGAGCCCGAGUCGGGUUGUGUGGAGAUCCCCGGGUUGUCCGAGGAAGAGGAGCCCGUCCCCAACCGCAAGAUCCAGUUCAGCACGGCCCCCAUCCAGGUCUUCAGCACUUACUCCAACGAAGACUACGACCGCCGCAAUGAAGACGUCGACCCCAUGGCCGCGUCGGCUGAGUACGAGCUGGAGAAGAGGGUGGAACGGCUUGACCUCUUCCCCGUGGAGCUGGAGAAAGACUCUGAAGGGCUGGGGAUCAGCAUCAUCGGCAUGGGCGCGGGGGCCGACAUGGGUCUGGAGAAGCUGGGCAUCUUCGUCAAGACGGUGACGGAGGGGGGGGCAGCCCACCGGGACGGCAGGAUCCAGGUGAACGAUCUCAUCGUGGAGGUGGAUGGCACCAGCCUGGUGGGGGUGACGCAGAGCUUCGCCGCCUCCGUCCUCAGGAACACCAAGGGACGCGUCCGGUUCCUCAUCGGCCGGGAGAAGCCGGGGGAGCAGAGCGAGGUGGCCCAGCUGAUCCAGCAGACACUGGAGCAGGAACGAUGGCAGCGGGAGAUGAUCGAGCAGCGCUACACCCAGUACACCGAGGAUGAUGAGGAGACGGGCGAGUACGCCACGGAUGAUGAGGAGGAGAUGAGCCCCAUGUUCCCCAGCAGCGAGAUGGCCAUCGAGGUGUUCGAGCUGGCCGAGAACGAGGACACGCUCUCCCCCGUGGAGAUGGACCCCGAAAAGCUGGUGCACAAGUUCAAGGAGCUCCAGAUCAAACACGCUGUCACUGAGGCCGAGAUCCAGCAGCUGAAGAGGAAGCUGCAGUGCCUGGAGCAGGAGAAGGCACGCUGGCGGGCCGAGAAGGCCCAGCUGGAGCAGAGCGUGGAGGAGAACAAGGAGCGGAUGGAGAAGCUGGAGGGGUACUGGAUGGAGGCGCAGAACCUCUGCCAGGCUGUGGACGAGCACCUCAAGGAGACGCAGGCCCAGUACCAGACCCUGGAGCGCAAGUACAGCAAGGCCAAGAGGCUCAUCAAGGAGUACCAGCAAAAGGAGAUUGAGUUCCUGAAGAAGGAGACGGCGCAGCGGCGGGUGCUGGAGGAGUCGGAGCUGGCACACAAGGAGGAGAUGGAGAAGCUGCAGGAGAAGGUGGGCACCGGCCGCCGGGACGCGGGCUGCCCCUGAGCCCCGCGGGCAACGGCCGGCCCCGGCUUUUGGCCCAGCCGUCGCCCGGCCCCCGCUCCGUCACGCCGCUGCCGCCGCCACCCCGAGGAUCGCCGCGGCCCCACGGCUUCCCGAUGAUCGGCGCUGGAUCCCAGGAUGGAUCGCAGCAGAUCCGCUCGGGCCGCUGGAUCCCACGCCGGGCGGUAGCGGAGCUGCGUGGGGGGCCGCCCCUCACCCCCCAUCUCUGGACUGAGCUCUGGCCGCCGGAUCCCGCACCGGAUUGCGUAGGGGAGGGUGGUGGAUCUGCUUUAGGCACCAGAUCCCAACUGGAUUGUGCUCUCUCUCCCACCACCGGAUCGCAGGGUGGGGGGGGGGCGGAUCUGCUGGGAUGCCAGAGUGUACCCCCAUCCUCCUGCCGGCACUGAAUCCCACACUGGGUCACAGUGGAUCUGCCUGGGGUUUGGGGUGGCGGCAGAUCCUGCUCCGGGGUCUGGCAUCCCAUCGUAGAUCAAAAAGGGAUCUUUUCUCGGGCACCGGAUCCCAGGCUGCUGGGGUGGGAUCCACCCCCCCACCCCCCGUGGUCCCCGGUCGAUCUGCACCCGGCUGCGGCGUGACGCUCCAUUCUCCCUUGGGAGCUGGAUCCCAUGCUGGUCAUGCUGGAUCCCACAGCGGCUCACACUGGAUUCCAUGCUGCCAACACUGGAUUCCGUGCCCCCUCUCCCUAUUCCCCCCCCCUUCUUCCCUGAGCUGGGGGCGGGGGGGGCAGAGCUGUGCUGGGUCAUAGCAGAUCUUCCGCGGGGUCACCGGAUUCCCUGGGAGGCUGCCGUGGGUCGCAGUGGGGGGGCUGGCACCCCACCCGGUUGGGGGGCACCAGAGGGGGUCCCCUAGCACCCAGCAGAGCCCCCCCACAUCCCCUCCCCCCCCUUAUGCCCUCCUCCAUCAC
Messenger RNA from Calidris pugnax (ruff), 3340 nucleotides. RefSeq names its product protein phosphatase 1 regulatory subunit 9B (gene PPP1R9B). The transcript is spliced from 9 exons. Gene Ontology annotation, biological process: calcium-mediated signaling; actin filament organization; neuron projection development. The record is from RefSeq and is a predicted model, not a curated record. Gene Ontology annotation, cellular component: dendrite; cytoplasm; actin cytoskeleton. Lineage: Eukaryota; Metazoa; Chordata; Aves; Charadriiformes; Scolopacidae. Gene Ontology annotation, molecular function: actin filament binding. The coding region runs from base 58 to 2418 and encodes 786 amino acids.